This is a messenger RNA of Aspergillus pseudoviridinutans, 2010 nucleotides long. RefSeq names its product NIF domain protein. The transcript is spliced from 2 exons. Gene Ontology annotation, molecular function: phosphoprotein phosphatase activity. NCBI's taxonomy places the organism in Eukaryota, Fungi, Ascomycota, Eurotiomycetes, Eurotiales, Aspergillaceae. Bases 1 to 2010 code for a protein of 669 amino acids. The record is from RefSeq and is a predicted model, not a curated record.
AUGCUCCAAGGCGGGGCGUCCGAGAAGGUCCUGCGCCAUCUAAAAGUGCCAGCCAAUUCUGCCUUAGCGUCGCCACAGCAUAUCAGCCCGUUGAAGAAACCUGAAUUACAAGGUACCGUCGGCAGUGCUCUCGAAGAUCUAGGAAUGAGACGGUCAAAAGCUGUGAGAGAUGGUACACCUCGAGCAGGAUAUCAUCCACAGAACAAUAAUGAUCUACCCGAUACAAGCCAGAAUUUGAAGAAAUCAUGGAGGCCGUAUCAAGGUCGCUGUGAUUCGAACAACGGCCUUUGGCGCUCCGACACAAUGAUUUCUCCCGGAACUGAAAAUGCUGUGUCGAGCGGUUCGCGGAAAAAUGAUACACGGCGCAAUGCCAGAUCUUUUGACAGAAUGUCAAGAGACGAACCGUCAACGUAUAGUCCGCAUCUAUCAGGCUCUCGACCUGCUCAAGUUCCGCACAUGCGACUACAGCAUCCCUUCAAUGCGCCGUCUACUAGUCCGCAAUUUGACCCUAAUAUCAACUCGUUUGCUGUUUUGCCUAUACCAUCCAGUACACCAGACUUUAUUAACAACAUGGCUAUGCAGCAGCCAUUUGUCUCAUCUCCCCUAUCCAACUUGCAAUCAUCACAAUCACAAACUUUGCCCGAUAACCUCCCGUUUACCCCUUACGGUUUCCCGCCAAUGCCAGACUUGAAUAAUCCUGGAAAGAUACUACCUUUCAUGCCUCCAAUGCCCCCAUUUCCUCCCAUGAGCUUGAGUGUUUCCAGUCCAGCAUUGGCACCACCAGUUUUUGGCGGGUUUCCGUUCUGUCCCUUCGACCCAAUGUAUCCUACAACGGCUGGCCCUACUGGAGGCAAUUCUCAGGGUCCAACACCGCAACCAUUGCUCGAAAUACCACCGCGUGAUCGGCGAUCUAAGACCCCGGAGCCUCCUGCGCCGACUAAGGAGUAUCUGACGCGAUCAUCCUCGGCCCCGAAACUACAUCCCAACCGCCAACCUCUACUGGUCAUUCUUGACCUGAACGGCACUCUGAUAUUUCGAAAACACAGACGCCUGCCCCCUUCUUUCGCCAAAAGGACUGGCCUGGACCAGUUCUUGGACGUUUUGUUGAAAAACUACAAAGUCAUGAUCUGGUCCAGUUCGCAACCUGAGACGGUAGGCGCAGUUUGCGAGAAACUGUUUCCUGGCGAGAAAAGGAAGUCACUGGUAGCUGAAUGGGGCCGCGAUAAGUUGAACCUCUCAAAAUCUCAGUACAGGUCAAAGGUGCAGGUCUAUAAGACCCUAGAGACAGUGUGGAGCAAUCAAGAGAUUCAAGCCUCGUACCCCAGCUCCCAUCAGAAAGGUCGGUCUAAAAUGAAGAAAAAGGCGGCGCAAGGGAAUCCAAGGUGGGAUCAGACGAACACCGUUCUCAUCGAUGACAGCAAGCUCAAAGCGCUCAGUGAGCCCUACAACAUCCUCGAGAUCCCGGAGUUCACGAACGCACCGGGUAUUGAUGAGUCUCGCAUAUUUCCCAAAGUCCUGGAAUGCCUUGAUGCCCUAGCGCAGCACGACGACGUCAGCAAGUUGCUCCAGGUCUGGAACUCKAAGCUGGCGGCUAACGCCACAAUCCUUGAUCUCGACAUCGGGGUGAAUCAGUCUUCACAACAGCAAACCGGGAGUUCUUCGAUGACGCCGUCAACACCCCAGGAAAUAGCCCAGGCACGCAAGGAAAGACGAAGAGCUCGCAAACAGGAGAAGAAAGCGGCGCGACGGGCUGCCGCUGCUAUCGGCGCUGCAUCUGCCAACCCACCCACUGCCGCUGCUGUGUCUGCCAUAACAGCUGAAGGGGGCAACGAAGGGGUUACCCCGACCGACAACACCCCAGCUACUCCGGCUGAGGACAGUGCUAUCCCAAGAGCUACAGAUGUGCCGCAAUCGCAUACCAGACGUUCUCCCUCUCCCGCCUCCUCAGUGCAAUCGGAAAACUACCUUCUCGAUCGCCUAGAGGAGUCGUUGAAUGUUCGCCGCGACUGA